AUGUUUGGCACAGGAGGCGGGCUCUUCGGAGCGCCCUCCUCUGGUGCAGGCGCCAGCGGAGCAAGUCUGUUUGGAGGCGGAGGCGCGAGCAGCGCCGGCGGCCUCUUCGGAGGCAGCGGAGGCGGAGGCGGAGGCCUCUUCGGCGCAGGCAGCGCGGGCGCUGCGGGUGCCGGCGGCCUGUUUGGAGGAUCUGGCAGCAGCAGCGGCGGCAGCCUUUUCGGAGGAGCUGCGCCAGCCUCAUCCGGUGGCAGUCUUUUCGGCGCCAGCGGAGGAGCGCCAGCCUCAUCCGGUGGCAGUCUUUUCGGCGCCAGUGGAGGAUCUGGCAGCAGCAGCGGCGGCAGCCUUUUCGGAGGAGGAGCUGCGCCAGCCUCAUCCGGUGGCAGUCUUUUCGGCGCCAGCGGAGGAUCUGGCAGCAGCAGCGGCGGCAGCCUUUUCGGAGGAGGAGCUGCGCCAGCCUCAUCCGGUGGCAGUCUUUUCGGCGCCAGCGGAGGAGGUUCCGGGGGCUCCAUCUUCGGAGGUGCCAGCUCUGGGGGACUCUUUGGAGGAGGCGGGCUCUUCGGAGCGCCCUCCUCUGGUGCAGGCGCCAGCGGAGCAAGUCUGUUUGGAGGCGGAGGCGCGAGCAGCGCCGGCGGCCUCUUCGGAGGCUGGCUGGUGUUGGCAGCGGAGGCGGAGGCGGAGGCCUCUUCGGCGCAGGCAGCGCGGGCGCUGCGGGUGCCGGCGGCCUGUUUGGAGGAUCUGGCAGCAGCAGCGGCGGCAGCCUUUUCGGAGGAGGAGCUGCGCCAGCCUCAUCCGGUGGCAGUCUUUUCGGCGCCAGCGGAGGAUCUGGCAGCAGCAGCGGCGGCAGCCUUUUCGGAGGAGGAGCUGCGCCAGCCUCAUCCGGUGGCAGUCUUUUCGGCGCCAGCGGAGGAUCUGGCAGCAGCAGCGGCGGCAGCCUUUUCGGAGGAGCUGCGCCAGCCUCAUCCGGUGGCAGUCUUUUCGGCGCCAGCGGAGGAGUAG
Messenger RNA from Effrenium voratum, 996 nucleotides. Lineage: Eukaryota; Dinophyceae; Suessiales; Symbiodiniaceae. The record is from the annotation of a GenBank genome assembly.